This is a messenger RNA of Striga asiatica, 687 nucleotides long. NCBI's taxonomy places the organism in Eukaryota, Viridiplantae, Streptophyta, Magnoliopsida, Lamiales, Orobanchaceae. The record is from the annotation of a GenBank genome assembly.
AUGGACAGAGAAACCUCCUCCUCGGCGCAACAAAAAACGGGCAACGAGUACUUAACCCGGAUUGAGAUCUUCCCGCGCUCCACCACCAGCCUCGCCCCCGACACCACCCAGUACCCCGGCGCCUCCUGCGGGCCCCGCAUCAUCUCCGUCACGUCCACGAACCUCAGCAGCUUCGAAGCCUGCGCGGGCGCGGGCGGGCCCCCAGGGUACACAGCCGAAUUAACAUUCACAUCCGCCGGCAAAGGCUGCUUCUUCUGGUUCUGGGGAGACGUGAAGUGGGUGCUGAUGAGCGUGGAAAUGAGGCCCGAUUUGCGAGUCAGGCCUGGGGACCCGUCCCACUCGGGGUACCUCACAGCCACGGCCCCAGCCACGGUCGAGAAGCGGAGGCGGAGGAAGAGCACGUUCCUGAAGCCGUGCUCACCGACCUGCAGCUGGGCCCCGGUCACGAUGGAGAGGUCCUCUUCCGACUCGACGGGGGCCGUGCACACGUGGGAGAAGCUCUUCCACUGUACUUUUUCGAAGUAUUUGCGGUCGUGGGGGUGGGCCGGAGGGCAGCGGCAGUCCGCCAGCUGGAAGAUUGAGGGGAGAGAGGAGAGGUGCUGGAGGUGGAUUGCUAGGCGGUUGCCGCGCUUGCCCUCGAGGUACAAUCGCAUCCCGGUCACCGGCCGCUUGCCCGCAUCAACCUGA